Messenger RNA from Pecten maximus, 10667 nucleotides. RefSeq lists its product as uncharacterized. Lineage: Eukaryota; Metazoa; Mollusca; Bivalvia; Pectinida; Pectinidae. Gene Ontology annotation, biological process: protein transport. Gene Ontology annotation, cellular component: cytoplasm. The transcript is spliced from 11 exons. Bases 123 to 1247 code for a protein of 374 amino acids. The record is from RefSeq and is a predicted model, not a curated record.
CAUGGCCAAGUUCGUUGGUAUGAUUAAUGCGCUGUUAGCUAACGAACUCUCUCUAUGAAAUAUAUCAGUUGUUUGUCGUAAAAAUCUAGGAUGUCAGCAUUUAAUGUUUCCUACACGCUGUCAUGAACCAAGUUGUACUUCGAAGCCAUAAAGGCGAAUACCUCCCAGGGGAAGAUAUAUACGGUGUUGUUUACUUGAAUGUAGUAAGUACAACAACUGGACGUGGUAUUCGCCUGAAAUUUCAAGGUUGUGAACAUUUUGUAUACAGACAUGGACAUCCACCCGCAGAAGAGAAAUUUGAAGCAAAGAAACAUUAUUUGGACUAUCCUGACAUUGAUCUGUACAAGAGUCAAGAUAUUUUCAUGUUAGGAAGCUACAUCUUUCCAUUCCGAAUUCGACUACUUACUGAAAUUCCUGCCUCAUUUGAUGCUAAUGGAAUAGGUACAGGUUGUAACUGGACAGCCAAGGUGACAUAUACACUAAGUGCUGAAGUGAUUGAUGCUUCAAAUCUAAACACUACCCAGACAAUAGUUGUAUACCACCCUCUGGGAAGAACGGAAAGCUCUAGUACUCCAAAGUUAGUUACCAACAGACUAGAUGUCCCCUACCUCCUGUUUCUCAAGAAGCCCCUCUUUGUCACUGCCAAAUUGCAGAGAAAUGUCCAGCAGACGGGGGAUAGCAUGAAAGUGAAAAUUAUCAUUACAAACCAGACCAAUAGGGAUGUUAGUAACAUUACUGUGCGUCUGAUAAGGGAGAUAACUUUUGUAGCCAAAGGUGGAUUGUCGAGCACAAAAAUAUGCAAAGAUGACAGUAUACAGGAGACAAGGGACAGGAUCUUCAUUUGUCCAGAGAAAGGACCCUUCAUAGUACAGGAUAUACCAGUAGAAGGGUGUCUAGCUGAAAUCCUUAAUAGCAGGGGACUGGACAACUUCAUCAUACCACUGAAGGAACCUCAUGAUCAACAUUCACCCAUCCCCUCUUCUGUCGCUGGUAAUCACAUACAGUGCCGAUAUGUAGUGGAGAUAUUAGUCAGACUAGAGAACAAUGCUAGUCUGGUCACAACACUCCCAGUACCAUGCAUUUGGCACCAGAAAAAUAAACAGUGGGCGGACCAGUCCAUACCAGACUGGGUAUAUAACACCGAGGUCAUGCUGUCCGAAUCACCUUUCAGCGUCCCAGAAAAUGUCCUCAGUGGUGAGGUGUUUGCAGGCAUCCCUAGAUUCCAGGCCCUGACAAGUCCAAGCUGACGAUAACCUAAUUCCAGACAUCCCGGUGUUACCUUGAUAUACUGGGGUAUCUGCGACAUGAAGGAGUGCAAUGUCCUUUAUUCAGUUGUUUUCAGCUGGGUAAAAUGUCGGUAUACUUUGAUAUCCAAAUUGUCUGUGGGCACUGUCAUCUGGAUGUCCUAUAUAUAAUGGUACAUAUAUACACAAGUGUGGAUACGUAUUUGUGAAUGGAUACCUGAAGAUCACAUGGCAUGGAAGUAUGAUUCUUCCCUGUCCCAUACUACCAGGUGACUAGUAGUGACCUGGCCCCAGAUUCAUCAACAAUCAUUAACUUGAGGAAAUCCCUUAAUAUUCCAUUGAAAAGCAUUACAUAAUUUAAAGAUACUUUCUUAGCUAAAACUUUCCCCUUCGACCUACUAACGCUUUCCUAUGGACAUCUAGCAGUAAGUUAAGGCAUUUCCCUAGGUUACCGAACGUUGACGGAACUGGUGGCAAGCUUGAUGCCUUGGUUAGAGCGUCCAUCUAGACGUCUGAUAUCCACCCUCCAUCCUACAGUAAGUCCUAUAUUAUAUUCCACCACAUAACUUAGGUUGUAAAUUUAGGUUUGGGAUCUAAGACUAUAAAGAAGGAAGGAUUUAUUUUUAGCAGGAUUGUUGAUCACAUGCACGUAACUCCAUUGACUAAAGCAUCUGUACAGCGUUUCACAUUCCUGGUUGUGAAUCUUAAAUUUUGUCAGGACGAUCGCAAGUUUUCUCAGCUGUAUCGCAAUGUUGAAGACUAGAGAGAUAAUCUAGACUUGUGGCUAAGAAUACAAUGCAUUCUUAAUAUCGGGACGCUUCGAUUUGAGGUCUACAUAUUUGUAUACUGGAGAUAAAUUACAAGCACAAUGGUUGAGGGAGCACUCUACCGAUAUCGGGGUAGUAUCGGGUAAUCUCAGGGUAUUUAUAUAUAUAGCUAUCACCUAUAAAUAGUCACUAUCAACAUGUAUGUAAAACACUGUAUAUUGUGAUAAUAUGUACUGAUCCUUUUCAUUAUUAAAGACGAAGAGGGAUUUGCACUGAUGUCACAAGGUAAAUGAUAUAUCAAAAUAGGGUCUCAUUCACGUGCUGAAAUAAUGAUACAUAUUGUUAACUAUAAACUAUAAAUGGCAAAAUGGUGUGUCCCUUAAUUAACAUAGGAACCAUCGCUGUACAUGACGUAAUAGGUGUCUCGGGAUCAGAUUUUAUUGCAUUGCCCAGUGAAUGGUUGUUGUUUAAUAUAAUUUACGAAAUAUGCUGGACUUUAUAUUUCUAUAGAUGAUAUGGUGCAUUUGUUCUCAAUUGUAAAUGAUAUAUUUUUGAUAUUUUUGAUAAUGUUUCUGAUGGCCACCUGUGAACAUUUUUGUCAUUAUAUAAUUUAGGAGUGCCUUGGCUGUCCUAUAUGCUAAUCUCAUUCUGUACUUGUACAAGUUUAUCAAUAGUCACUAUACAUAUAUAUCAUGUACACCAUGUUUAUACCAUUUGUCUUUCCCUUCAAGGCAUUGUCUGUUGUCUAUAGUAAUACACAUGUACACCAAAACUGUGCCUAACUACUGACACAAGGCAUUUAAGGUUAUGAGCUCCAUAAUACAUGUAUACAGUCUUAAACUACUAGUAUUCUUUUGAUAUUGUUAUAAACACAUACUUGAUAAACGAUUGUUUUCUUGUGGUAUUGCUUUAGAAAUAUAAUUAAACUACUUUUCGUAUUAUAUAUUUGUAAGAGAAUUACAACUAAAUGACAAAUACAAUUAUAUUAUGUGUUGAACAGAUUGUAUGAGUAGGACAGUGAAGCACCGUGACUGUGAUGUUAUAUGUAUAAAAUGCACGGAUGUAACUUAAGUAUCCAUUCCAUGUUUUCUUUGUUAUAUUUCAUGUAAGGGAGGUUGAGCGGAUAUGAUAUGAAGUUGUUAAAAACGAAUUUUAGAGAUUACAUUUUUAUAUUAAAUGUUACGAGUGAGAUACUAAUGAACCCGACAGAAGUCGUGUAAUAUUAUGAAGUUAUAGAGUUAUAUGCUAUUAAAGAUUAUCAGGCCAAAGUUUCAACAGCAUUUCAUUAUUUUAAGAAGUCCCUUAGGGAAAUAAAGAAAGCAGUACAGAAUUUAAGUUUCUUAACUAAGAUUCCUCCAUUAAUCCAAUAAUGUCUUCUUAUGACCUGACAGUUAAUUGUACAACAUCAAUCUUAGUUCCGAUAAUUUAAAUCCAAUAAUGCCUUCUUAUGACCUGACAGUUUAUUGUACAUCAAUCUUAGUUCCGAUAAGUUUAAAUCCAAUAAUGCCUUCUUAUGACCUGACAGUUUAUUGUACAUCAAUCUUAGUUCCGAUAAGUUUAAAUCCAAUAAUGCCUUCUUAUUACCUGACAGUUUAUUGUACAUCAAUCUUAGUUCCGAUAAACUAUACUAUACUUUGACUGUCAAAUGAUUAGGUAAAUUAUUGUCAUCACUGAGGAUUGACACUAUCCAUAAAAACCAGGCUCCGGUUUCUUUUCCUUAACUUAAAAUUUUCCACAGGAAAUCAUUAUAGGAAAUUAAGGAGAAAUAUUAGUUAAGGAAACUCCAUAGAUUCUGAAAUGCUUCCUAUGGAAAAUUUUAAGUUAAGGAAUUACUUUAUAAUAUGUUAAGGAAGAUCGACAAAACUGGCCCUAGGUUUGUGGUGAUGUGGGCAUUCGAAGAGAGAGGUAAAAUGACCAAGUAUAAAUGUUUACCAUAACCAAAAAAAUGGACGGCCUGACUUGUGUCGUCUGUAAAACUAGUUUACCAUUAAAUGUCGGUAAACUGAAAUACAUAUAACCAUCAUUGUACGGCUGUUAUCUCAUUGGUUUAGACAAAUAUUUAAUUUACGUAGUGUUAAUGAGGUGGCGAUAUUAUACCACAACUUAUAGAUAUACUAUACACUAUUGAUGGCUGCUGGUGAUGCUCAUAGCACGUGGUUGUUUUGUACCACUGUCCUUAUCACACUGAAUAGAUAUACUGAUGUACUGAUAUAAUAUGUUGAUGGUUGUCUGUAAAAUAGAUUAGUUAUACAAUUGUACCUGGUAUUGUUGUGUACUGUCACAGUGGCAUUUCUCUAGAAAGACACGGAAACGGAUACAAUAUUUAAAUCAUACACUGUCAAGUUUUAUAACAUGUAUGGAUUUUGCUUGUAAUUAGCUUCUCCGCCAAUAAAUGAUUAGAGCAAUAUAUAAUUAACGACAUAUAUACAUUGUAUGUUUAUUUAAACGUUCCAAUUCUGAAAGUGAUAUAUAUUUUUAAUGGUUGUUGAUAUGACAGCGGAGCACAUCUCUAAGCUAUUCGGCAAUUAUACAUUUAGACAUGGUAACUCCGACGAUUCCAUGUUACCAAUUUAGACAUGGUAUCUCCGACGAUUCCAUGUUACCCAUUUAGACAUGGUUAGUCCGACGAUUCCAUGUUACCAAUUUAGACAUGGUAACUCCGACGUGGUAACUCCGACGAUUCCAUGUUACCCAUUUAGACGUAGUAACUCCGACGAUUCCAUGUUACCCAUUUAGACGUGGUAACUCCGACAAUUCCAUGUUACCCAUUUAGACGUGGUAACUCCGACGAUUCCAUGUUACCCAUUUAGACAUGGUAUCUCCGACGAUUCCAUGUUACCAAUUUAGACAUGGUAUCUCCGACGAUUCCAUGUUACCCAUUUAGACAUGGUAUCUCCGACGAUUCCAUGUUACCAAUUUAGACAUGGUAUCUCCGACGAUUCCAUGUUACCAAUUUAGACAUGGUAUCUCCGACGAUUCCAUGUUACCAAUUUAGACAUGGUAUCUCCGACGAUUCCAUGUUACCCAUUUAGACAUGGUAACUCCGACGAUUCCAUGUUACCCAUUUAGACAUGUUAACUCCGGUGAUUCCAUGUUACCCUUUUAGACAUGGUUAGUCCGACGAUUCCAUGUUACCCAUUUAGACGUGGUAACUCCGACGAUUCCAUGUUACCAAUUUAGACAUGGUAUCUCCGACGAUUCCAUGUUACCCAUUUAGACAUGGUAACUCCGACGAUUCCAUGUUACCAAUUUAGACAUGGUAACUCCGACGAAUCCAUGUUACCCAUUUAGACAAGGUAACUCCGGUGAUUCCAUGUUACCCAUUUAGACAUGGUUAGUUCGACGAUUCCAUGUUACCCAAUUAGACGUGGUAACUCCGGCGAUUCCAUGUUACCAAUUUAGACAUGGUAUCUCCGACGAUUCCAUGUUACCCAUUUAGACAUGGUUAGUCCGACGAUUCCAUGUUACCAAUUUAGACAUGGUAACUCCGACGAAUCCAUGUUACCCAUUUAGACAAGGUAACUCCGGUGAUUCCAUGUUACCCAUUUAGACAUGGUUAGUCCGACGAUUCCAUGUUACCCAAUUAGACCUGGUAACUCCGGCGAUUCCAUGUUACCAAUUUAGACAUGGUAUCUCCGACGAUUCCAUGUUACCCAUUUAGACAUGGUUAGUCCGACGAUUCCAUGUUACCAAUUUAGACAUGGUAACUCCGACGAUUCCAUGUUAUCCAUUUAGACAUGGUUAGUCCGACGAUUCCAUGUUACCAAUUUAGACAUGGUAACUCCGACGAUUCCAUGUUACCCAUUUAGACAUAGGACGAACAAACAAAAUGGAGACUGUAAGGGGCAGGCUAUUAGAACAGAGUAAUGAUUGGAUUAGAGGUGAUAUUGAUGGACCAAGCAUUCCCAUCAAAAUAACGAGUGGGUGUUUUAUGGAUGGUACGUCUCAGCAGAAUUAUAUUAAAGUGCUUGGAAUCAUAUAACAUGCUUUAUUAAAAUUGAACCACAGAUUUUUGUCAUCUUGUGGGUUUUGACAAUUUUAUUAUUUUAGAUAUUACGUUGUGGGUUGUGUCGACAUCAAAUAACUUAUACGUCAUACUAUACCAAAUAACUGUCACACGUCAUACUAUACCAAAUAACUGUUACACGUGAUACUAUACUCUGUAACUGUUACACGUGAUACUUUGCCAGGUAGCUGUUACACGUGAUACUAUACUCUGUAACUGUUACACGUGAUACUUUGCCAGGUAGCUGUUACACGUGAUACUAUACUCUGUAACUGUUACACGUGAUACUUUGCCAGGUAGCUGUUACACGUGAUACUAUACUCUGUAACUGUUACACGUGAUACUUUGCCAGGUAACUGUUACACGUGAUACUUUGCCAGGUAGCUGUUACACGUGAUACUUUGCCAGGUAACUGUUACACGUGAUACUUUGCCAGGUAGCUGUUACACGUGAUACUUUGCCAGGUAACUGUAACACGUGAUACUUUGCCAGGUAACUGUUACACCUGAUAUUUUGCCAGGUAACUGUUACACGUGAUACUUUGCCAGGUAACUGUUACACCUGAUAUUUUGCCAGGUAACUGUUACACGUGAUACUUUGACAGGUAACUGUUACACGUGAUACUAUACUCUGUAACUGUUACACGUGAUACUUUGCCAGGUAACUGUUACACGUGAUACUAUACUCUGUAACUGUUACACGUGAUACUAUACUCUGUAACUGUUACACGUGAUACUUUGCCAGGUAACUGUUACACGUGAUACUUUGCCAGGUAGCUGUUACACGUGAUACUUUGCCAGGUAACUGUUACACGUGAUACUUUGCCAGGUAACUGUUACACCUGAUAUUUUGCCAGGUAACUGCUACACGUGAUACUUUGCCAGGUAACUGUUACACGUGAUACUAUACUCUGUAACUGUUACACGUGAUACUAUACUCUGUAACUGUUACACGUGAUACUUUGCCAGGUAACUGUUACACGUGAUACUAUACUCUGUAACUGUUACACGUGAUACUAUACUCUGUAGCUGUUACACGUGAUACUUUGCCAGGUUACUGUUACACGUGAUACAUGUACUUUGCCAGGUAGCUGUUACACGUGAUACUUUGCCAGGUAACUGUUACACGUGAUACAUGUACUUUGCCAGGUAGCUGUUACACGUGAUACUUUGCCAGGUAACUGUUACACGUGAUACAUGUACUUUGCCAGGUAACUGUUACACGUGAUACUUUGCCAGGUAGCUGUUACACGUGAUACUUUGCCAGGUAGCUGUUACACGUGAUACUUUGCCAGGUAACUGUUACACCUGUAUGAAUGACAUGUAGCUGGUGAUGUAAUUAUAUGCAUUACACUGUAUAAUGUAUUAUGCUGGUCCUCAGUCUGGACAACUUGUUUACCGAUAUGAUUCGUGUAAAAAGAUCGAUAAGUUAUGUGUUCAAGAUUGUACGUACUUUACAGUCUGUAUUUAUAGCUGUAUGCUGUGGAGAAAAAUGUAUUUUACAAAAACAAAUUUUUUAAAAAUAAAUUUGAUUACAUGUACAUCACAUAUUGAUAUUUUUUCCCGUUUUAAAUUUUAUUCUUCACCUGUCAUGUAAGGAUUUAUGAAAAUUGUAUUUUAUACAGUUAUUUUCCGAAGAGAUUUUUGCACAGCAAUAUAUUAUGCAACUUUUUGAAUUUUUAUAUAUAUAUUCAUUUUUCACAUGCAUGUUCUAUUUUUUCUGUGGGAUAAAUACAAACAAAUAAUAUGUUUUUAAAAUGUCUUAAUAAUUUACUUACUAUCGGUGACUCGUGAUGUUCUAAAGGCGCAAAAUGUUUUGUAAUAUUUUGAGUCUAUAACGAAACAGCUGUAUGAUAGGCUUAAUUCAGCUCUAUUGUAUGUCAAAUUGUAUUGCUAUGUGUUACCUACCUUUUGUACAAUAUUUUGAUCAACAUACAUGUAAUACGAAAAGCUGGACGAUCUGAGAAGUACAGAAUUGCCCUCUGUGAUUAACGGUUUGCAUUACUGGGAGUGUGAUAUUGAAUCACACAAGAGAUUAAUUAUGUCAAGUGAUGUUUUCUUUUACUUUAAUUAUGUGUUUUGUACUUUUAACACUGUUUCGAAGUAAUUCUGCAAAUGUCAAUGUAGAGUGUUUUAGAAAAGCUGUCAAAUUAAUCUGCGUUGUAUGAAACUUAGGUGUAUUUCGAAAAUUACACAGCUGUUUAUUUCUGAAAAUGAAAAUAAAUGACUGCACGUGUGCUGAUAAUUAAAGGAACUUUAACGCGGAAACAAAAAUUGGAAGCCAAUUGAGUUAUUGAGUAUUAUGAAAUUUAAGUUUUUAGAUACGAACAUUGUUAAUGAAUUAAUAUUGGAACCUCAUUAUGGUUCGAUUUCAUUAAUACCGAUUAUACCCCCAUCACACUAGGUCACGUUCCCACUACGUCCAACCACGUCCUGGAAAAAAUUGAAGAACGCAAUGCGAACGCAGAAAGAACUUGUACAACGUAGUAAAGACUCAAUAGAGACCGAUAAGGACGUGUUAUGGUCUUCAUGGACCUGGAGGACGUGAACAAACUUUGAGCAUGUUAAAAAAAAGCGUAGCGAGGACGUGGUCCAAUCGGGACGUAGUAAGAACGUAACAGGGACGCAGUACCAGCGGUAUUGACGUGGUAAUGACGUAACCAAAACCCAAUGAGAACUUCAUUGACGCAGUGGAAGCGUAGCGCUGAUGGAAAGGAUUGUAUUACGUUCUCAUUGCGUUGUCAGUGCGUUCUUGCUACGUCAAUGUAGUUCUUAUUGCGACCUCUCUACGCUUGUACAAUGACCAAGGUACGCCAAUACCACGUUGUUGAUGACCACGUUAGGUUUCCAGUACGUUCUUACGGUGCUCAUUAAGUUUACGACACGUCUGUCACAGGUUACCACCACGUCAAAACCACGUCCAGAGGAUCGGCUGUAUAAAUACUCAUUUCAAGUUUAAUUCAUUAUCACUUUCGUUCAAACUACAAAAGAAGAUGGUUACAAGUUAUCAAGAACUUCUUAUGCAUCUUGCUCUGAUUCAAGGACAACAGGUUUUUAUUGAUGCACAGGCCGCACUUUUGAUGCUGCGAAGAAGGCGAAGAAGGAAUAAAAGACAACCUAGGCUUUUUUGGGUUCGUCCUUGGCUUUCUGUUGAAAGAAGACUACAAUUUGGCCAUUAUGAUCGACUAAUGACGGAGUUAAGAGUAGAGGAUUUUCUCGGCGGCAUAUUGUGAAUAUUGCAGGGGAAUGGAAAAAAGAAACAAGUCAAGUUGUAUUUAUAGGGAACGGGCAAACGCAGAGAGAACGUAGUAAUUACGUAAUGCACGCGUAGAAAGAUCUUUUUGGACGUAGUAAGAGCGUAUUAAGAACACACAGAGCGUGGUGCACGCGCGAACAUGCGCGAGAUAAGGUCUUAGUGGAAACGUGUAGGACGUAGUAAGAACCCAGCAAGGACGUAAUGAGGGCGUAAUAUGAACGUGACAACUGCAAAAUUCUCCAUUUUUGCCACGACCCCGCUGCGUUUCUCGAAAUUUUAAGGACGCAGUGCGGUCUUCGUGGUCUUUGUCUUAGUGUGAUGGGGGCAUUAGUGAUUUGCUCUUCCACAGAUGUUGAUAUUUUAUAUUUGUACAAUACACUUAAUAUAUAUUCGAUGUUCACAGAAAUCGGAGAUGUAUUGUUAUACAUACAUUAGGAUGUUGUUUUAGUUGUUGUUUUUUCCUCUACAAUUAGUAUAAUGUAUAAUCCUCAGGUUCUGUAUUUGGUAUCAUUUAAAAUUCUGAAGAUACAUCAAUUUGACUAACCGAGUAGCAACUGUGAUUAGUUCUACAAAUGAAAUCAAAAUUACGUUAACUCCCAUUGAAAAAUAUUCCAAAAGUUCUGUGUCAUUUAUUGAACCACUAGAAAUGAAAACCAACCGUAUGAUGGAUAUUUCUCAUUAGACAUACAGGAACGAAAAGGUAAAAACAGCCUCCCCAUGGCAUGAUACAUAUAGCUACCUGUACAGUAAGGGGGAAAUUAAAUAUAUACACUGUCGGAUAAUAUUAACAUUACAAAAAAUACAAAUGUGAAUUACAUGUAACAUACCAUAUUGACGAUACACAGUAACUUUUAAUAUACUGAAGUCGGUGGCCGAGUGGUUAAGGUGUCCUGACACUUUAUCACUAGCCCUUCCAACUCUGGGUUGCGAGUUCGAAACCUACGUGGGGCAGUUGCCAGGUACUGAUCGUAGGCCGGUGGUUUUUCUCCGGGUACUCCAGCUUUCCUCCACCUCCAAACCUGGCACGUCCUUAGAUGACCCCGGCUGUUAAUAGGACGUUAAACAAAACAAACCAAACUAAAGUUAGAUUCUUUUCUCGUUCUCCACUUGGAUAAACAUGGGCCCUAGUACAAUGGUUUAUCACCAUAUUGUUUGGGGUGUAAUUUAUAAAUCAAAAUUGUAUUAUUGAUUGAGGAUAUUGUAAUUGUUUUCUACAAUAUUAGCCUGACUGAGAAAUAUUAUAUUUGUCCUCCAGGUUUGUUGAAGGGCAUUGUAUUUUGUUGUUAAGAUAAUUUGACAUGUUAAAACAUUUAUUUUUUUAUAUUUGAUCUGUACAGUACCUGUUUGAAAAUGGAGGUAUACUAUUAAUAAAAUGGAGCUAUAUUAUCAAUAAAA